AUGAUUGCGGAAGUACUGCUCGUGCUCGCCGGCCACUCGUCUUCGCUCUUCCCCACCGACCACACCGUUCACCCCGCAUUCGCGCCGCUCCUCCACCCCGGCGAAGAGCAAUGUCUAGAAUCUCUCGCGCAGAUCGCCCUGCGCUACCGCAAAGUUAAACAUGCGUGCAACGCGCUCGCUAAGCCAUCAUCGCGAUACCUCUCCGCCCUCUGCGCGACCCUCAACCAGAUCCUCAAGGAAGGCUACGAAGUGCUCGUGGUCGAAACUGAGGCGAAGGUCCUGCAGCGCGACAGCAGCCUCGUCGCGUCCGGCUCCUUUGUACCCCUAUCAUCUUUGCGCGCUAUCUUCGCGGAAUGGGACGCGCCUCUGGCCUCGCUGGAAACUCUUGUGGACGAACUGCAGGCUCAAGAGCAGUGGCCCCCUGGCCCCCUCAUUGACCUGCUCUUGACUCGGUCUCAAACUGGUAUCCACCGCGUCUCCGCUAUAUAUACCCGCCUCUCUGAAGCAGUACAGCGCGUUUGGAUUGCCCAACUUCAAGCGCUCCUCAUCCACGGUACGCUUUCACCGAGCGAACCUCUCGCGGACAAGAAGUUCGUCCUGCUUGAAGGUGCUGUUCCUGCCUGUAUAUCCGCUCAGUCUCGGGACUCUAUCACCUACGUUGGACGCGCCAUCGGUACUGUCAAAUCUGCGAAAUGGGAGAAGCAGUUUCCGCAGGAUCUAGCACGGGAGCAUACCAAGCUACUCAGCACAGUCCUUCCUCACGACCAAUAUGCCUUCGAUCGUGUCAUUACAGAUAUUCGGACUGCGGUUAGUGAAUGGCUAUGGCUCAAUGUGCUCACAUACAAAGACGUCAAUGAGGCAGUUGAAUCAUUAGCCAACUACUUCUUGCUGAGGAAUGGCGAAUUCGCUCUAUCGCUCAUCCGCGAGAUAGAGCGGUUGAAGCUCUCCAGGCUCACCGCCCGCGCAGUCCCGAGCACGAUGAUCCGCGAGCAGGACCUCCACCUCGCUCUCCUCCGUGCAUCAUUGGGUACCACAGCCCAACAGGACCCAUCCCUCGCUCAUCUACAUUUCCGCAUGCCUGCAGGACCUAUUCGACCCCUCCUGCCCUCCCUUGCCGGCGCCGCCGCCAAGGACCUUUCGACAUCACUCUCCCAACCUGCUGAGGCCACCUCGUUCGAUGACCUGCUACUCGGAACGCCCCUGAUCCUCACAUAUAGCGUCACUUGGCCGCUCGACCUGUUCCUGCACGCCUCUGACCUGCAGACAUACGCGGUGCUGUUUUCCUACGUUUCCGCGCUGCGCAAGACCCACACACGCAUUCACGCGUGUUGGACCGCACUCUCGAACGCGCAGCGUGCGCGCCGGCGAUGGACAGGGCUUGGGGAGGGCGGCACGGCCGAAGACCUUGAAGCCCGCAAGGAGCUAUUGAGAUGUGGGUGGGGCGUCGUGCGGGAGAUGAACUGGUUCUUGGACACGCUGCUCGGCUAUGUCAUGACGGACGUAGUGGACGUAGAGUUCCGCCGGAUGAAGGCUCUCCUCCUCGGUCGUCCAGCAGGGGGCAUCGGUCGACAGAUGACGGGGUCGAGCGGAGCUACGGAUGGCGCGGGUACCAUGCCACAAGGGGUUUCCUCGAAGUCUGUGUCGAGCAUGCCCCCCUCUCAAAGUACGGCCUCAAAUCUUGCGGCGUCCGCUGCGCUGCCGCUGGACUUCACGACAUUACGGAGCAUCCACACGACAUACCUGGAGCGGCUGCUUACUGGGAGCCUGCUCUCGAACCCGGCCUUAACGAACAUCAUCCGCAUGAUCCUGGAGGUCUGCGAGCGGUUCGCGGCCCAGGUGGAGAGAUGGGGUGGGGACGUAUUGCCCGCGCUACUCUUCGAGGGUUCGCUCGCCGCGGGCGCACAGAAAGUCGGCGAAGCGGUAGCCGAGCGGAAUGCAACCGUCGGUGAGAUCGACGAGACGCUCCAAACGCUCCUCGACGCGUUCUACGAACAGCUCUCGCUCUCAACCACGCUACAGCCGUUCGCGGCGACGGCGGACGCGACGAAGUCCGCGCUGCUGCACAACACGAGCAUGGCGAACACGACCGGGUUCCACACGUUCGUGCGCGCGCGCCGCGGGCGGCGCCUCGAGGGCGACGAGGAGGUGCGCCGGCAUGUCGAGCGGCUGCUGCUCCGGCUCGACUUCAACGGGCAGUUCUCGCACCCGAGGAGGAAGCGCAGGGCGGGCGUGCGGGCUGCGGAGAGCGAGGAUAUCCUCAAGCAGGGCGGGUUGGCGUAGGCGCAGAAAGGUCUGGGCAGCCGUGGAAGACAGAACCUCUCUUGGGUGCAGAGGAACGAACAUCAUUUCGCCGAGCGACGGUCGUCUAGGCGUCCAAGAUUUUGUCAACCCCCUCGCUCACACCACAAGACGAGUCAAGGUGACUCGAUGGCAAGGGAGCAAACGGUCUCGUGCUAGAGGAGGCCGGGCCAGGAGCUUCGAAAUCGUUCACCUCGGCCCGAACCUGGUGGUACGAACGCCUCAAAGACGGCCUUCGUGCAACCUCCUAGAAAAGGCUACAACUUCACAGAGGGAAUCGCGGAGCCUCUACGCUGCUACAGCGUGAAUAGGAACGGGCGGUAGUAGCACUUAGGUCGCGCGCUUGGCGCUCCAGUAACUAGAACGGGCGCUCUCCGCACCUCCGUCGAUGACAGCCUAUGGUAGCACGGCCCUUCGAAACAAAUCCUUGCAAAUUCACC
Messenger RNA from Trametes versicolor FP-101664 SS1, 2738 nucleotides. Its product is annotated as gamma-tubulin ring complex protein. The transcript is spliced from 3 exons. NCBI's taxonomy places the organism in Eukaryota, Fungi, Basidiomycota, Agaricomycetes, Polyporales, Polyporaceae. Bases 1 to 2280 code for a protein of 759 amino acids. The record is from RefSeq and is a predicted model, not a curated record. Gene Ontology annotation, molecular function: microtubule minus-end binding; gamma-tubulin binding. Gene Ontology annotation, biological process: meiotic cell cycle; microtubule nucleation; cytoplasmic microtubule organization. Gene Ontology annotation, cellular component: gamma-tubulin complex; spindle pole; centrosome.